Molecule: messenger RNA, 1442 nt
Organism: Tripterygium wilfordii
Lineage: Eukaryota; Viridiplantae; Streptophyta; Magnoliopsida; Celastrales; Celastraceae
Product: acyl-protein thioesterase 2-like
Exons: 11
Coding region: 293-1069 (258 amino acids)
Molecular function (GO): hydrolase activity
Source: RefSeq, a predicted model, not a curated record
CUUUUAAAAAAGUAUAUGAAGAAACAAAUAACAAAGGGAGGAGGAAAAGGAGAGAAAGUUGUGGGAAAUCAAAGCAAAGGUUUAUCAAGAGAGAAAAGAUAGAAAGCCCUUACGCUUUUGGGUCUCUUCUUCCACAAUCCCCAUAUCAGUAUUCUACCGGCUGCCUGCCAUAGUUGAAGUGCUUUACUUUUCCCCCACCGUCGCAAGCAUAGAUUCUCUAAAGGGUUUGGAUCUCAUCUCCCUAACACCGACAACAAGGGUUUUGCACUGUGUACUUAUUUGGGCAAAUAUAAUGAGCCAUAGCAGAUCCACUACUGGUUCUGGAAGUAGAACUGCUAGAAGCACAUUUGAGUUUGGAAGGACACAUGUUGUCAGGCCCAAAGGGAAGCACCAAGCCACUAUAGUUUGGCUACAUGGCUUGGGAGAUAAGGGUUCAAGCUGGUCCCAGCUUCUGGAGACCCUUCCUCUUUCAAAUAUUAAGUGGAUUUGCCCAACUGCACCUACUAGACCAGUAGCAUUAUUUGGUGGUUUUCCCUGCACUGCUUGGUUUGAUGUGGGGGAAAUUUCAGAAGAUGCUCCUGAUGAUAUGGAGGUUUUGGAUGCUACUGCUGCACAUGUUGCGAAUCUAUUGUCAACAGAGCCUGCUGACAUCAAACUGGGUGUUGGUGGCUUCAGUAUGGGAGCUGCAACUGCCCUCUACUCUGCCACUUGCCGCGUUUUAGGAAAAUAUGGCAAUGGGAACCUGUAUCCAGUUAACCUAAGUGCAAUUGUUGGUUUAAGCGGAUGGCUACCAUGUUCAAGGACCUUGAGGACCAGGAUGGAAGGAUCAUACGAGGCUGCAAGGAGAGCAGCAUCCUUGCCAAUUUUGGUUUGCCAUGGCUUAGCUGAUGACGUGAUCGCAUAUAAACAUGGACAGAAAUCAGCAGAGGCCUUAACUUCAGCUGGAUUUCGAAAUCUUACAUUUAGAACCUAUAAUGGGCUGGGUCACUAUACAGUACCUGAAGAGAUGGAUGAAGUUUGUAAUUGGCUAACUGCAUGGUUAGGCCUUGAAGGGUCUCGAUCGCGCUAGUGAAAGUAAGUGAAGAAUAUGGACUGCUACUUGCAACUUUUAUAGGAGAUUCGAGGCGGCGGAACCUUAGAAUAGAUGCAUAGUUUGGGGUUAUAUGGUAUAGCUCAUGGUUUGGAGUUAUUAUUUACUAAAUUUACCUUUAGGGUAAUCUUCUAUUUGGUGUCUGGCAGACAGGGAAGUAUGAUUAGUUUUUGUAAUUUUGUCUUUCUGGUUCAUGUGAAGCUGUCUGGCAGUUAUGCUCAGUCCAGGAAAAUUUUGUUUGCUUAUAUGUAACUCAAAUAAGGAGUAUGUGUUAUAUAACUGUUGCCAGUGAUAAUGUAUUAUUCUGGGAUGGAUAAUAAGAGCUGGAUAUGGAUGGGCUCAUUUCUCAUCA